AGGGAUUUCUGCCUUCCACAAGUGACAAGGGGUUUUCGUUAGGGGGAGCGCAAGUGCUAGAUAAGUGACAGUACGAAUUUCACUCAUUAGAAGCAAGGAACUGAAAAAAAAAAUUGAUUUCUGACGAAGUUAUAUCGAGGAGAAAUGAAUGUAGAACACAAUAUGAAGAGCUGUGUGUAAAUAAUUUCUUGCAGAUAAAAGGACAUAAUAGAGUGAGUAGCGAUGGGAAAUCAAGCGAUCACGUGUCCAGAUGUGCCAAAAACAAGAGGACAAGAACUCGGUAAAUAUUUGACAGUAAGACAGAUUCAUUUAGUGCAGAAUUCGUGGGACUUGAUCAAAGACGAUCUCGGCAAAUUAGGGUUAUGUGUUUUUCUCAGGUUUUUUGAAACUGAACCAGAUUUGAAAUCAUUGUUCCCAAAAAUCGUUCAAAUGAACAACGAAAAUAAACUGGAAUACGACAUCGAUAGAGAGAUGUUACAGCGCCAUGCUGUCACGGUUUUAGAGGGACUAGGAGCGGCAGUAGAGAGUUUGGAGGAGUCCGAUUUCCUUAAUAGUGUCCUCAUUUCUAUUGGUCAAACACACGUGAAAAGACACGUGAAACCUCAAAUGUUAAGAAGGUUGUGGCCGUCCUUAAACCACGGACUUAAACACUGUUUACAAGAAAACUACACGAAAGAAGUGAACGAAGCUUGGAAAAAAGUUUAUUUCUAUGUGUGUUUCCAGAUGAAAAGGGGAAUGGAAAAUCCGGAUCUCGAUUUUGACUCUUACUGCAACACUGGUACCGGCUGAGACAGUGACAGCCAUAAAAACUGUUUUCGACUGUGUUUUACAUAAAUUCCUUAAAUAAGUUUAUUUCUUUUUUCACGAGUCUUUGACUGAAUAUGCUUCGAGACACGUUCUGAACUCAGUAAGCAAAGUAAUGAUGUGAAAAGUAUCAUGAGGUUUGGCGAAGCUUCUGUAACUUUAUUGAAGGGUUUCCCAUGAGCCAGUUGGGGAAUUCCCAGAGGAAAUGUAAAGGUGAUUGGCCUUUUGCGUCUAUUGGUAAACACAUCGGUAAUGGUUAAUUAGAACGCAUUCCCUAAGCCUACUUCUUGUAUAUCUGAUUACGGCUUUUACUGUAUAUUCUAUUUAGCAUUAAUCUUUGUAAGGACAUGACUUCCUCGAGAGGUAAAACUCGAAUGUAUAAAUUAAAAUGAUUUUGUCAAACUUUAUCAUGUGUUACGUGUACGAGUUUUGUUUUCUGAUUAAAAUUUAAAGAUUUAGAAAAUAAAAACAUUGAAAUCUUUGAAAUGUAAUUGUAAAUGUUGUCUUGUUGAAUAAAAUAUGAAUAAUUUC
Molecule: messenger RNA, 1335 nt
Organism: Saccostrea echinata
Lineage: Eukaryota; Metazoa; Mollusca; Bivalvia; Ostreida; Ostreidae
Product: cytoglobin-2-like
Exons: 3
Coding region: 223-789 (188 amino acids)
Molecular function (GO): heme binding; oxygen binding
Source: RefSeq, a predicted model, not a curated record